AUGGUUCCCACGUCGAGCAAGCCCGAGGAUGAAGGCUCGCCAGGAGCUGCGAAAGAAAGGCUGAUUGUGCUGGGGAUAGAAAGCAGCGCGAACAAAGUGGGCGUGGGCGUAGUGGACAGCUCGGGGAACAUCCUGGCGAACCCCCGGGCCACUUUCAUCACCCCCCCGGGCACAGGAUUUCUCCCGCGGGAAACAGCAGCGCACCACCAGGCAAAUGUGACGCAGCUGAUUCGCAAGGCGAUGGACGAGGCGGGGGUUUCGCCCGCCAUGAUCACAUGCAUUGCCUACACAGCGGGCCCCGGGAUGGGGGCCCCCCUGGCUGUGGGGGCCCUCUCUGCGAGGACUUUGGCUCUGCUGUGGAACAAGCCCCUUGUGCCUGUUAACCACUGCAUUGCGCACAUCGAGAUGGGACGCCUGGUGACGGGCUGCAGCAACCCCACUGUGUUGUAUGUGUCCGGGGGAAACACACAAGUGAUUGGCUACAGCGAAGGCCGCUACAGGAUCUUGGGGGAAACUCUGGACAUGGCAAUUGGCAACUGCAUAGACAGAGUGGCGCGGCUGCUGCACCUGCCCAACGACCCCGCGCCCGGCUUCCAAGUCGAGCAAAUGGCCCUCAAGUUCGAAAAGCUGUAUCGGGCCACUCACCCCGAAGCUGCUGCUCCCCCUUUGCUGCCUCUCAGCUACAAUGUAAAGGGCAUGGACGUCGCCUUCAGCGGGGUGUUAACUAAGGCGGAAGAGGCCGUUCAUCUCAUGCUCGAGCUCCGCGCGAGAAAGCCUUGCUCCAGCGACGCCCAGUCUAGACAGAAUGCUGCUGCUGCUGCUGCUGGUGAUGAUCCCGCAGUAGAGUCUCAGAGCGCUGCGGCUGACAGCAGACGGCCGGAAGUGGCCGAAGAAAUGGCCAAGCGGAUGAGGACAAAGCGCAGUGGCGGGCAGCUGCGCAAGAGGGGAAAUCCCAGUCGAGAAAGCGCAGACAGCAGCAUCCCCGAGGAGCUUCUCACUCCGGAAUCCAUUUGUUAUUCCUUGCAAGAAUAUCUUUUUGGAAUGCUGGUUGAAAUUACGGAGCGAGCGAUGGCGCUUUCGCACAGUUCAGAUGUGCUGGUAGUGGGCGGCGUCGGGUGCAACUUGCGGCUGCAGCAAAUGCUGCGGGAAAUGGCCCGGCAGCGGGGCUGCUCGAUGGGCGGAAUGGACGAAAGAUACUGCAUUGACAACGGGGCCAUGAUUGCCUACGUGGGUCUUCUGAUGUACCAGUGCGGCCAGACAGUGCAGCCCAGCAGGAGUUUCUACAGGCAAAGGUUUCGCACGGACCAGGUGGAGGUCACCUGGAGAGCAAACGAAGCUGAAAAGACUUCGCCGCAAAAGCUGAACUGA
This is a messenger RNA of Eimeria tenella, 1368 nucleotides long. Its product is annotated as glycoprotease family domain-containing protein, putative. Gene Ontology annotation, cellular component: EKC/KEOPS complex; cytoplasm. The record is from RefSeq and is a predicted model, not a curated record. The transcript is spliced from 2 exons. Gene Ontology annotation, biological process: tRNA threonylcarbamoyladenosine modification. Lineage: Eukaryota; Apicomplexa; Conoidasida; Eucoccidiorida; Eimeriidae. The coding region runs from base 1 to 1368 and encodes 455 amino acids.